CAGGAAGAGGCGCCAGGGACUGGGGGUGGGCUCCCGAACCCGGAAGCGAGGGAACCCACGUGGGAGCUUGGGAGGGGACGGUCGUAGCUCUCUAGUCCAGUUGUGGGGAAUGCGGCCUGUUUCUUCCUGUCCGAGAGAGCUCGGCGGAGGCAGUUGUCGAGUACCCUUCACCCCUGUGUUGGGAGCCUGGGAGCGAACUGCGGCGUGGGUUACCGUUCCCGGGGACGCAGCAGGGGGCUGCAGUCCCCUGGCGGGAGCUGCGCCAUGGCACUGCUCUCGACCAUCCGGGGCGCGACCUGGGGUCGCCUCGUCACCCGUCAUUUCUCCCAUGCAGCGCGGCGUGGGGAGCGGCCUGGUGGGGAGGAGCUAAGCCGCUUGCUGCUGGAUGACCUGGUGCCGACCUCGCGGCUGGAGCUUCUGUUUGGCCUGUCCCCGUGUCUCCUGGCUCUGCGGGCCGCCCGCCGCUCCGUGGCCCGGCUCCUGCUCCAGGCGGGUAAAGCUGGGCUGCAGGGGGAGCGGGCCGAGCUGCUCCGGAUGGCCGAGGCGCGGGACAUUCCAGUUCUACGGCCCAGACGGCAGAAACUGGACACAAUGUGCCGCUACCAGGUCCACCAGGGUGUCUGCAUGGAGGUGAGCCCGCUGCGGCCCCGGCCUUGGAGUGAGGCCGGGGAGGCGAGCCCAGGCGACGACCCCCAGCAGUUGUGGCUCGUCCUCGAAGGGAUCCAGGAUCCCCGGAAUUUUGGGGCUGUGCUGCGUUCCGCACACUUCCUCGGAGUGGAUAAGGUCAUCACCAGCCGGAGAAACAGCUGCCCGCUCACUCCAGUAGUCAGCAAGGCCAGCGCGGGGGCUAUGGAGGUGAUGGACGUGUUCUCCACCGAUGACCUCACUGGAUUUUUACAGACCAAAGCCCAGCAGGGCUGGCUCGUGGCCGGCACAGUGGGCUGCCCAAGGGCAGAGGAUCCCCAGUCCUCCGAGAUCCCCAUCACGAGUUGCUUGGAGUUCCCCUGGGAUCGGCCUACUCUCCUUGUGCUGGGGAAUGAGGGGUCAGGUCUGUCCCAAGAGGUGCAGGCCUCCUGUCAGGUUCUCCUCACCAUCCUGCCCCGGCGCCAGCUGCCUCCUGGACUUGAGUCCUUGAACGUCUCUGUGGCUGCAGGAAUUCUUCUUCACUCCAUUUGCAGCCAGUGGAAGGGUUUCCCCACAGAAGGGGAAAGAAGGCAACUUCUCCAAGACCCGCAAGAACCGGUCUGAAGGACUCAGCGUGGCUCAGCACCCAGGGCUGUCUUCAGGAUCAGAGAAAGAGAGGCAAAAUGAGAGCUGACGUGGACUGUCCACAGUGUUCACAUGCUGGAGUCAGGGACGGCCGCACCUGCCUCCGCCUGCUCCAGUGUGCAGGAGCCUCUGCCUGAGUGUGCACCAGGCCCAUGUUUAUUGACCACGGUCUCGUGGGGGAAGGGGACUGCGGUGGAGACCAGAGGAAGCUGUUUCCUGUUGUGAUGUUGGACCUGUAGUAGGACAUGGUAGUUUGUUAAUUUCCAUGGGAAGCCAUGAUGGCCUAGCAUGGAGAGACUCUCCUCCCAGGCCCUGUCUGGAAGUUGAGGGGAAGUCUAGACAUCUGCAGGGAGGCAGGCAGCCCAGCCCAGGGGACCCGUUCCUCUUGAACCAGUCAUUGCCUGUGGCAAAUGUGUGUGUGAGAAUGUAGGGUGUGGAGGGCAGGACCCUGACGUGGGGUAGACAGUGCACACGUCAGGCCCACACACGGCCCCACCCUGGGGCCUUGAGCACAGGUCUCAUCUUUCUGUGCCUCUGGACUGUGCACCUACCUCACGGGGUUGUUGUGAGGCUCGAAUAAAACAUCACUCAGCACCUGGGAGAUUCUGGCCAAUUCCUCCUUUAGGUGGCAGCCUCGCUCUUCAGUCCAGUCUUUAGUCAGCUUCCACAGCCUCCUUGUGGGGAGACUCCUGGCUGCAGCCCCGUGAGAGGCGAGGGGAAAUUAGCAAACACCUCUCACCCGACGGGGCCCCCCAUGGGUGACUGAGUCGGUUCCCCUCCAGGGGAGGAACUGGGAGCAGGCUUGCCGUUGAUUGUACAACCGAGACAGAUUUGGCACUCCUGCCCUCGGGUCCCAUGAAAGCAGCAGGAGCCAGCAGUGUGAGGAACAUAGAAGUGUUUCAGUCCUGAUGGCACAUUGGAACCACCUGGCAUGCUUUACAAAAACCCAACACUGACACCAGAGAGUCUGACAUGAUGGGCGUGCCGCCACCUGACAUCGGCUUUCGAAAGCGCCACCAUUGGUCUAACGUGCAGCCAAGGCUGAGAACCACUAGGGCAGGUGGUCUCAACUUGCACACCCUUGGCAUUUUGGGCCAGGUAAGUUUUUGUUGUGAGAGCCAUCCUGUGCACAGUAGGAUGUUUAGCAGAAUCCCCCACCUAUACCCACUAGAUGCCUGUAGCAUGACCCCCCAUUGUGAAACCAGAAAUGUCUCCAGACAUUGCCAAAUGGCUUCUGAGAGACAAAAAUCUCCCCUCCUGGAGCGUGGCUUUGGAGGAUAGCAACCCCGAAAUUGCAGUCCUGACUGCUAUAUGACCUUGGGCGGGCUCCUUACCCAUCUGGGCCUCAGUGCCCUUCUGGGCGAAAGGGGAAUAAUCCUACCCUCCUGGAUUGUUGGGAGAAUAUGGAGGGCAAUAGGAACUCAGUGCCUCAUAUAUAUGAGGUGCUCAAUAAAUCGUACUCCCCUUUUCUCUGGAA
Macaca mulatta (Rhesus monkey) is the source of this 2746-nucleotide messenger RNA. It is a transcript of the gene MRM1, whose product is annotated as mitochondrial rRNA methyltransferase 1. The record is from RefSeq and is a predicted model, not a curated record. Gene Ontology annotation, cellular component: mitochondrion. Gene Ontology annotation, molecular function: RNA binding; rRNA (guanine) methyltransferase activity. NCBI's taxonomy places the organism in Eukaryota, Metazoa, Chordata, Mammalia, Primates, Cercopithecidae. Gene Ontology annotation, biological process: rRNA methylation.